Plasmodium inui San Antonio 1 is the source of this 2154-nucleotide messenger RNA. RefSeq lists its product as hypothetical. Bases 1 to 2154 code for a protein of 717 amino acids. Gene Ontology annotation, cellular component: lysosome. The record is from RefSeq and is a predicted model, not a curated record. The transcript has 6 exons. Lineage: Eukaryota; Apicomplexa; Aconoidasida; Haemosporida; Plasmodiidae. Gene Ontology annotation, molecular function: cysteine-type endopeptidase activity.
AUGAAGAUAAAUCAGAUUGCGCAGUGCGUCCUGUUCGCUCUGGUUGCCCAUUUGGUGAAGCGAGUCAAGUCCAACAUUGUAGUCAACUGCUUCGGUAUAGAGCACUGCAAAAUAUGUCACAUAGCCUUACGAAAUUGCUUCUUAUCAGGGACUAACAACUUGGCCAAGUGUGUCGAAUGCGAGGAGAAGUACUACAAAAUUCCGCCUUGCAUUCACCAUACAGAAAAUUUUCUGCAGACCUCCAGGGAGAAGGGAACCUUCGUGGAGAUGAAGGACCAUGACUACCUAACGGAGGACAAAGUGGAUGAUCUUAUUUCUGAGGUGGUAAAGUUAUCACUCGAGAGGCAGAGAAAUGCAGUGCCUGGAACAGAAGACACGAAUGAAGACUUCCACAAGAAAAUCAUGCAGCUCUGUUUGUACUCUAAUUUUAACGACAACUAUGAAAAUGCAAAGAAGCACACCCAGGCAAGUGCCGAAGAGGUGGAAAAAUCCAUCCACAGAAUUGUUAGUAUGUACAUACAUGAGAGUAAUAACAUGGAACAUAUUACUAACUCACUGAAGAACCCAGCCUUGUGUUUGAAAGAUCCAGGAGAGUGGACAAAGGAUAGGGCGGGGUACAAGGACAACGAUGUUCCUUCGGUGGGCAUCAUACCCGAGAGAAAGCUCUUCAAGCCGUACCAGGUGAAGUCGCUGAUGAGCUCCCUUUACAGUUACAAAUCGAACUGCAACCGGCAAUUCUGCGACAGGUUCUCGGACCCCAACGAGUGUGAGAAUAGCAUCCGGGUCCUCAACCAGGGCACAUGCGGAAACUGCUGGGCCUUCGCCUCCUCGCAAGUGUUCUCCGCCUACCGGUGCAGGAAUGGCCUGGGAUUCGCAGAGCCCUCCGUCAAGUACGUGACGCUCUGCAAAAACAGGCACUCGGAUGACUACCAAGAAAAUGCCUUCCACCACUACAAUGAUAACAUUUGUAAGGAAGGGGGACAUCUCUCAUACUACUUAGAAACCUUAGAAAAGACGAGGAUGCUACCUACCUCCUACGAUGUCCCAUACAACGAGCCAUUAAAAGGAGCAGAAUGUCCACAGUCCAGUGUGGACUGGGCAAACAUGUGGGAUCAGGUGAACCCACUAACCAAAAUUAUGAAUGGGUACAUCUAUCGUGGGUAUUUCAAAAUUUCCUUUCAUGACUAUUCUAGGAGUGGAAAGAUGGAAGAGCUUAUUAGCUUAAUUAAGGACUACAUAAUAGAGCAGGGAGCCUUGUUUGUCUCCAUGGAGGUGAACGAAAAGUUAAGUUUCGAUCAUGAUGGAGUGGAGGUGAUGAUGAAUUGCGAAUACAAUCAAUCCCCUGAUCAUGCCUUGGCCUUAAUAGGGUAUGGUGAUUAUUUGAAGCCUUCUGGAGAAAAAAGUUCAUACUGGUUAAUUAGAAACAGUUGGGGUUCUCACUGGGGUGACAAAGGAAAUUUUAAAGUCGACAUGUAUGGUCCUGCCAAUUGUAACGGUGCUGUGUUAUGCAAUGCCUUCCCUUUAAUGCUCCGGAUGAAUGGGGAGAAAAUUACGAAACCGCUUCCUGACGAUUUAGCCUCUACGGAUAACAGAACCAGGUAUAACCACUCCGACUUCACUAGGGACAGAAACAGGAGAUCAUCCAGGACAUACAAAUCGGAUAAAGAACGAGACCAACCCAAUGGUUGGGCAGAUAACAAUCCGUUUGAUAACCCUAAAAAUAAUGAGAUCGAUGAUGGCGAUAAGAGGGAUUGGCCACCUUUUAAUCCAUUCGAGAGGGACUACGUCGACCCAUACAAGGAUAAUGACAACGACGCGGAACGCAGCGACUCGGAACGCGGAGACUCGGAACGCGGCGACGCGGGCAUGAAUGACAACCGCGGAAACAUGAUCCGCCGCAAGGUUUUCAAGACCACUCUCCUCCUAAAAAUUGGGGAUACACACUUCAGGCGGGACAUCUACAUGAGAAGAAAAGACGAGUACAAGGAGAGGAACUCCUGCCUGCGGACGUACUCCCUGAAUUCUCUAGCGGACGUCUCCUGUAGGAACAACUGCCAUAAGUAUAUUGACCUGUGCAGCCAUUAUACGUCCGUUGGGAGGUGCCUUAUGCGCUAUGCUGAGAACUAUAAAUGCGUUUACUGUGGCAUGGAAUAA